Malus domestica (apple) is the source of this 1578-nucleotide messenger RNA. Lineage: Eukaryota; Viridiplantae; Streptophyta; Magnoliopsida; Rosales; Rosaceae. The record is from RefSeq and is a predicted model, not a curated record.
AUGUUUCUGCAAACAGGGGAAUUGUGCAGAAAGGGAUUAACCAAGGUUAGAGAAUUGAGUAUUAAUGGAUGUAAGGAGCUGAAGUCUUCAUUGAAGAAUAAGGCUGGAUUAUUGCGGCAGUUGACUUCUCUUGACCGUUUGAAGAUCGAAGGCAACUCUCCUCUAGUUGAAGAAUUGGGAAAAGAAGCAGAGGAGUUGCUGCAAUUACAAAUAUUGGAGUGCAAGCUUGAAUGUCUGGAGUUAAACAAGUGCGAAAAUCUUUUAAAGUUACCAAAAGGGUUAAAUCAGCUAUCGUCUCGUCAAGAGCUUCGCAUACACGAAUGUUCAAGUCUAGUUUCUUUUCCAGAUGUUGGUCUGCCACCUUCUCUUAAAGUUAUCGAGAUUACCGACUGCCAUUCGUUGAUAUAUUUGGCAAAACAUCAGAUUCCCCAAAAUCUCAGAAGAAUAGAGAUAAGUGAUUGCAAAAAUUUGUUAUCACUAGUAGAUGAGGAGGCUGUUGGUUCUUCCCCGUUGUCUUCUUCUUAUAGUUGUCUUGAGUACUUGAAAAUCGAUGGAUGUGAAUCUUUGACAUCGUUAUCAUUGAGUGGCCAACUUCUCAGGACACUUAAACACCUUCAGAUAAUAGAUUGUGACCGACUGGAGCUAAUCACAGAGGACGGGUUCUUCCGUGACAACACCAAUUAUUGUCUUGAAUAUAUUAAGAUCUGGAAGUGCCAAAAUCUGAAAUCCUUACCGGAUGGCUUAUGCCACCUCAGCAAUCUUCAAACUCUAAUUAUUAGAUUAUGUGGAAGUCUUGUUUCUUUCUCGAGACUGAGUGGGGGGAAAAGACCCUCCAACCUGAGAGAGAUCAGUAUCAGAGAUUGUGACAAAUUGGAGGCGUUGCCGGAAGACAUGCACAAUCUCAACUCUCUUGAGAAAUUGAAAAUCGACUACCGUGAAGGUUUGACUUUUCCUCCCAACCUCACGUUUCUUUCAAUUAAGAAGGUCAAGAGCUGCAAGUCAUAUUGGGAGUUGGAGUGGGGGUUGCACAGACUCCCCUCUCUUAGAAAUUUAUGGAUCAGUGGUGAAGACCCGGAUACGGUGUCGUUUCCACCCGACAUGGUCCGGAUGGAGACGCUCCUUCCCAAAUCUCUCAUUGACCUCACAAUAGAAGGCUUCCCGAAUCUGAAGAAACUGAGUAGCAAGGGCUUUCAAUUCCUCACCUCCCUUCAAUCUCUGAAACUCUACAAUUGUCCAAAGCUAGCAUCCAUUCCAGUGGAGGGUCUACCUCCUUCACUGGAGCAACUUCUCAUCACAGGGUGUCCAGUGCUAAAAGAGAGAUGUCAACCAGGAAAAGGACGCUACUGGCACAAAAUAUCUCACAUCCCUUCCAUAGAGUUAAAUUUGACAGAUUUUGGGGUUUCACUGUUUCAGUAUGGGAUGCUUCAUGGUUUUGGGAUUGCGGUGUCUGACGCAGUAGGGCUGGACGUGGGAUCUCAGGUUGAGUUGAGUGAGCAGGAUAGUUUUGUUGAAGAAUAUGAUUUCCUGGCCUUGGAGGCAGAGGACUGGGCAAAUUGGGAAUCUGGUGAGGUGGAUUGA